Messenger RNA from Bursaphelenchus xylophilus (pine wood nematode), 543 nucleotides. NCBI's taxonomy places the organism in Eukaryota, Metazoa, Nematoda, Chromadorea, Rhabditida, Aphelenchoididae. The record is from the annotation of a GenBank genome assembly.
AUGUCAAGGAUAGUGUUAAUUUUCCUACUAUAUUUGCUUGAUUUCACGUCAGCCAGCACAGAAUGCCUCUGGGCAACUGGAAUCAUCGAGUGUCGCAAGAAUCAGACCCGAGUCGAGGGAGCUGUUGUCGAGGUAUUUGAUCUCGACAGCCCCGAGGCGGCAAGUUAAUUUUUAUGGAAUAUGUAAAGAAUUGUUUUCACUGUGCUAUCUUAACCUAUUUAGAGUUCUAUUGUAAACCCCCUUGAUCCCGAUGAUAAAGUUGGUUUCUCUUACGUGGAUAACACUCAAGGGCUAUGGAAUGUGGAGGGAUGUGCGGCGGAUCAAGAUUGGCUUCCCGGGAUCCCCAAUCGCCCCGAAUUCUACAUCCGGAUAUUCCACAAAUGCAAUCGGCCUGAGGGGGAAUUCAAGAGGAUACUACCGGUGUUCCGCGUCUACACCCCCGAGACCUACGACUUUCACAUACAACAUCCGAUAGUGUUGGACCAGGAUUAUGAUCCCAAGGAAGACGAAAAGGCAUUUGAAUUGGAUAUGGGCUCCGUCUGA